AUGGCAGACCCCGCCCAAUCCCCAGGUCCUGAGCGUGGAGGAGGGGCAGCCAGCCCCCCGCAUAAUGGUCAAACAAUCAACCAUCGCUCCAGCUUUGCAGAGAAUAUGCGCCAUUCACCUAGAUCUCAGCGACAUCCAUCCUUCCCUCAGUCCGCAGUUCAGGAACUCCUAAACCAUCCGCCAGUUGCAAAGUCCGCGGACCCGAGAUUUGCUGGCAGGGAUUGGCGACAAAUACGCGUUGGUGAGCUUGUAAACAAGGAAGAAGUUAGAUGGGCACAAUUAGAUAAUGGCGUGGAGCAGGCUACAAAGCUUUUAAUCGAACUCGGACCCCCAAACGUUAUCCUACUCCGUGAGACAUCCGAGGACUCGAGUGCAUGCGGCACCUUCGACUACAGUGACCUCAAUGCGUAUCUUUUGGUAGUUGUUGGCCUUGCAAGCCCAGAAGGGGAGCAAUUGGAAAUAUUUGACGCCCUAGCCAAGAAGGCUAGAGAAGGAGCAUUAAUCCCAGUUCGAGACAUGCAAACAUUGGCAAAGAAGAGUCCUCUCAUAACCCUAGCAGAGUCGGAAGAUCUGACAAAGGCAAUGGAGCACUUUGCUAGUGGCGUACACCGAAUUCUCGUUUGCAAAGACGGUACGAAGGAAGUAGUUGGAAUACUUAGUCAGUUGAAGGUGGUCAAGUUUUUAUGGGACAACGCAACUAGCUUCCCUGCUAUUGACGCCUUGUACCCUGUGAUUCUGAGGGAUCUUGGUGUCGGAACUCCACAAACUAUCUCCAUAAAUGGUGACCGGUCUUUGACGGACGCGCUCCAGCUAAUGAGUAAUGAAGGACUCACAAGUGUCGCGGUGGUAGACAACGCAUUAAAUGUUGUUGGCAACAUUUCUACUGCAGAUGUUAAACUUCUCACAAACAGCAGCAGCUUGCCGUUAUUGAAGUCAAGCUGUAUCCACUUCAUUUCUGUGAUCCUAAGCGAGCGCGGCAUUGGAGAUGGAAAAGACUCGUUCCCAGUCUUCCACGUCACUCCUUUCUCUACACUUGCACAUACAGUCGCCAAGCUUGUUGCAACUCGAUCCCAUCGAAUGUGGGUCGUGGAAGCAGCAUCUCCAUCUCCAUCAGCAACACCUCUACCAACCCCAUCCAUGGCAAGCUCUUCAAUUUCCAGCGCACUUCUAUCCUCUCCCGCAGUAUCUACUCCAGCAUCACCAAGUGUUGCUACGACUUUCCCAGCCGUUUCGGCGGCCGCACUUCCAGGAGCCCGUAUCUCAGGUCGCCUUACGGGGGUCAUCUCAUUGACAGACAUUCUCAAUCUCUUUGCUCGCCAAUCAGGUCUCAAUCCACUGAGCCCGAACGAUCAGAGAUCACGCCGUAGGCGCAGCUCCAGCAGCUCAGUCCGACCAAGUAUCGAUUCGGCACGUAAUUCCAGCAUCGAUCUACGCAGAUGA
Cadophora gregata is the source of this 1440-nucleotide messenger RNA. It is a transcript of the gene SDS23, whose product is annotated as cell separation during budding. Gene Ontology annotation, biological process: regulation of mitotic metaphase/anaphase transition; cellular response to glucose starvation. The record is from RefSeq and is a predicted model, not a curated record. Bases 1 to 1440 code for a protein of 479 amino acids. Lineage: Eukaryota; Fungi; Ascomycota; Leotiomycetes; Helotiales; Ploettnerulaceae. The transcript has 4 exons. Gene Ontology annotation, molecular function: protein serine/threonine phosphatase inhibitor activity.